This is a messenger RNA of Aspergillus calidoustus, 4731 nucleotides long. The record is from the annotation of a GenBank genome assembly. NCBI's taxonomy places the organism in Eukaryota, Fungi, Ascomycota, Eurotiomycetes, Eurotiales, Aspergillaceae.
CCUUGAGCCGCUACUUUCCAUCCCGUUUUCUUCACGCUUUCAGCCUGCGUGAGAUGAACCCCACCAAAAGCUAUUCAUGGUCCUUCUGAUCCUGCCAACGAUGUAUCGUCAGCAGGUGCAUAAGCUAUUCCUGCUUCUGGAAGUGAAUUGACCAUGCAGUCCAGCCUUUUAUACCAAAAAGGAUGCAUCGCAGUGUCCUCGAACCAGGACUUCCCCGCGUUUUCUUGUCAGAAUGGCCGCGCCUAUUCUUAUUCAAAUUGACAUCUGCUAAAGACAAUGGCAAGCUGGCAAACAGGCAAGGCCUCCACCCGCACAACCUUGGUACGUAUCGCUUCAUCGAUCCCCAGCUUCUUUAAUCACAAGCCAUGAUCUCCGCAUGAACGUUCAAUCUUCGGCUGAUCCUUAAUCAGACAGAGUAACUGCCACUUAGGGAACAAUCACUACAUAACCGAGUUUGCAUUCCCAAGUCUGUACUUUCUACGAAGUGCGUGGAGAUGCCCACUACUCUUUUGUAAAUGCAUACCGAACACACAGCAUCCGUAUCUUCAAGUUUGCUUGGCCUAUUACCUUGACAAUUCAAGUUUGACCUCGUGAUUAUUAUUCACGGAGCCCAAUCGUUUCAAAAACUCUGAUUUGAUUUGACGUUAACCAUUCACCUCCGAUCUGAUUGUAUUUGAGUCUCAUUUGAUCCUUGGUCAGGGAUCUCAGAGGCUUGUUUGCAUUUUACUUUGUUCGUCACCGUUACCCCUUUGCUCAACCCCUUUUCCCCUGUUGUUCCUGGAUACGAUAUUUUGCUCAGGGGACGAGCGACGUGACGUUUAAUUUAUUUCUUUUUGCCCUUUGCGCUUAUCCACUUCGAGUUUAAUAGCUCGAUGCUAUUCUUUGUCUCCAUUCGAGUCUGUACUCUGUCCUGCUGUGCUGUCAUUCCGUGGACCCUUUGAGCAUUCAUCCACUACCGAGUAAUAAUAUUCUUCUGCUUGUCUUUUUGAUCACUACUACUUUCCUGCUGAGUGCAGAAAGCUAGUGUUGCGGCUCUUAUUAAUCAUUUGAAGGGUUGGCGCGUCGCAGCCAUCGGCCGCGAACCCCUAAGCCAGCGGCAACCAUCUCCAAAGGUCAGUCCGUCCGUCCCCUUUCCACAACCGACUCCCCCAAUGAACAUUCCAAUUGACCACUAGAAUCAUUUCUAGACACGUCUCCAUUGGGGCCAUUCGUUUCGCGCCUUGACAUUUUUUGAUCGUCUUCUUCUUGUCACUCUCUUUUUGGUCUUCACCUUCGUUUCCCUUUUCUCUCCUGUUGCUCCAUUUCUCCAUUUCCCGUUCUCUUCUCGGGGGUUAACAUUAGCCCCAUUGUUCUUCAUAUUCAUUUCUCUUGCUCUUAUUCCUUUCUUUUCUUAGCUCCUUGGGUUAAUCCUCAAGCGUUCAAUCUCCCACCCCUUUCUUGUCCGCCUCAUUCGUUUUGACAGAGGCCGUUCCGUUCACGCCAACUUCGCCCGGACGCCGUACCUACCCCCUUCGCUCGUUCCGCUCGCCAUGCAAACCUCCGAUGCCUCGAGCCUCCCAAGUCGUCUAAAGUUUUCGCACUUGAACGCAGAUAGUACCGGAUUCUCCCACGGAGCGUACCAGUCAAACAACAUUCCCUUGCAAGGAUUGUCGGACCGGAAUUCUCGUCGAAUAAACAUUCCUGCCAUCAACACGGCGGCCACCCAAAGCACGACUGACAACAUGGCAACCUCGGGCGCGUAUGACAUGAACUUUACUCCUCUCCUCCCCUCCCAACUCCUGCUCGGCAGCCCCUUCCAACCCGGGACUCCGUCGGCGUUUACUUCUCCCCAGUUUGCCAACUAUGGUGGAUUCUCGCAGAACAACUCGGCACAGGGGCCACAGAACCAACUGGGAAGUCCGACACAAGCUUCGCACAAUGCUAGUUUAUACUCGAGUAUGCUAUCUGCGGAAGGUCUGGGCAACUCACAGAUGUUGGCUGGUCCUCAAUCGCCGGUUGGUGGCUUGGGAGGGCUCGGAAACGCUGCAUACGGAAGUCCUGCGGCGGCUGUAACCCCGGGUCUUCUCUCAGGCACGAGCCGAACUGUGUAUCUGGGCAACAUCCCUCCGGAGACCCCAGCGGAGGAGAUCUUAAACCAUGUCCGGAGUGGCCAAAUUGAGUCCGUCCGCUUGCUGCCAGACAAGAACUGCGCUUUCAUCUCGUUCUUGGACAGCAAUUCCGCUACGCAUUUUCAUUCGGAUGCUAUUCUCAAAAAGCUAGCUAUCAAGGGAAAUGACAUCAAGGUCGGCUGGGGCAAGCCAUCUCAGGUGCCGACCUCUGUCGCACUGGCGGUACAACAGUCAGGAGCCUCGCGCAAUGUGUAUCUCGGAAACUUGCCUGAGGAGACGACAGAAGACGAGUUACGGGAGGAGCUAGGGAAGUUUGGCCCUAUUGACACUGUAAAGAUUGUCAAAGAAAAGGCCAUUGGCUUUGUCCAUUUCCUGUCUAUCACAAACGCUAUGAAGGCCGUGUCUCAGCUACCUCAGGAGGUCAAAUGGCAAGCUCCAAAACGUGUAUUUUACGGCAAGGAUCGCUGCGCUUACGUCUCGAAAACACAGCAGCAGAACGCCGCACAGUUUCUGGGAAUUGCGCCGGGAUACGCGCACAUCCUGAACUCUGCGGAUCGUGACCUGAUCACCAACGCCCUCGCCCAGCAAUCAGUGGCCGCGGCAGCCGUAGCCACCUCUGCGGGUGGUGUCAACAAUCUGGGCAACCGGACCAUCUACCUGGGAAAUAUCCAUCCCGAAACUACAAUUGAGGAGAUUUGCAAUGUCGUACGCGGUGGUCUUUUGCACCAUAUUCGGUACAUUCCCGAUAAGCAUAUUUGCUUCGUCACUUUCAUCGACCCGACAUCAGCUGCUUCUUUCUAUGCCCUGAGCAACCUACAGGGGCUCAUGAUUCACAACAGAAGACUGAAGAUUGGCUGGGGUAAACACUCUGGACCCCUUCCCCCCGCUAUUGCUUUGGCUGUCAGCGGCGGCGCUUCUCGCAACGUGUACGUAGGCAACCUGGACGAGUCGUGGGCUGAGGAGCGUCUGCGUCAAGACUUUUCUGAAUAUGGUGAAAUUGAAUUGGUCAACACACUGCGAGAGAAGAGUUGCGCCUUUGUGAACUUUACCAACAUUGCAAACGCAAUCAAGGCUAUCGAAGGCAUGCGAAACCGGGAGGAGUACCGGCGCUUCAAGAUCAACUUUGGCAAGGACCGCUGUGGAAACCCGCCUCGCCAGACUGGUAAUGCUGGCCAGCAGAACCGCAACGGUGGCAUCGAAGGGCCACAGUCGCCUCAGCCGGCGCUCAAUGGCUUCCACACCCUUCAACCCGGCUCCCAACCCAGCCCAACUCGUCCGGCACUGUCGCCCGCUCCGGGCUCUACUGGAUCCCAGAAUGGUCAACAAAACCGCCAUCCUCUGCAGAACGUUGCAUCUCCGUCGGGCAUUUUGAACUCGGGCUCCAACAACCCGCUGACCAUGUACCUUAACCAAAUGUCGGCCCAGCAGGCUCAAGAGGAGGAAAACCGGUUGAAUGAUUCCCUUACUCUGGCCGCUCUGCAAUCUCAGCCCCAGUCCAACCACCAUCACCAGCAGUCACUCUACAACCCGACCAGCACCAGCGAGCUUACGAACGGCAGUAUCGAAGCCCCGCUGCACCAGCACAAGGCAUCCACAAACGGUUUUCUGAACGUCAGCAACGGACCAACUGGGCCCGGUCAUCACGCCACUGCUAGCACCGGCACUCUGAGCGUACCCCGCGCGCAACACUCGAGAGCCGUGAGCUUACCGUCAUUCUCCCAAGAGCCAUUCGGCCCCAUCUCGAGUCAACCCGGAGCUCAUCGCUCAGGAAUCGCACAUCACUCCCAGAACAGCUUCUCAAGCUUUUCGUCCGCUCUCGGUGGACUCAACCACUCAGGCUUCGGGUUGGCUAUCCAGAACGAGAACACUUUGCCUGGCUGGGCUGAAGAAGAGAUCGGCGCCAAAUAAACUCUUCACAUCUUGAGCUUUCUGCAACAUUUCUUCGACUCAUCUAUGUGUCAUCCUCUUACAUUUCCUAUUUUCUCUGACAUGGUUGAUCCUUUUCUGCAUCUUACCAUUCCGGAUUCUAUCAUUUUGAUUCUUCUACUGUAUUGGCUUACCUGUUAUGUCUUAAUCUUUCCAUUCCCUUCCCCUAAUAAUGUUUUAAUCCCCUUUCUUAUACCAUUCACAUGUAUUGCUAGCUGGGUAUGACAUUUUUUUCGCUUUCUUUUCUCAUUUUCUUCCUUUUGUUCUUGACCUUUUCACAUUUCUUUGUUUAUUCCCUUGCCUGUGGAGACGAGGGACCUCGGCUAUACCAUAGACUGGAUUGGUUAGGACUCUUUACGUCCCAGUCUCAAUUUUUUUUUGCAUAUGUUAUGCCAUUUUGAGGGAAACAACUUGGGCAAUCGUUGCUUCUCCGGUAUGGGACGGGACGACAGCAGGCUUCUGGUAUUCAUAUAAUGGCAACUGGCAGCCAUUGAGAAAUUUGAAGGAGAUGAGAGAGAGCCGACAAACAAAUAUCACGACAUAUAUUCAGUUAAUAUGCAACAUGUAUGAAUAGCAUCGCGUAUCUAGGCAUUGAUUGAAGAAAACUAUAAUAAAGCUUAAUCUGCCACAUUUUUAGUCGUCAAUACCAUUGCAAAGCCACGAGCUCUGCCUGAACAAGUUGGAACUGAAUGUCCCA